Molecule: messenger RNA, 1770 nt
Organism: Pristis pectinata (smalltooth sawfish)
Lineage: Eukaryota; Metazoa; Chordata; Chondrichthyes; Rhinopristiformes; Pristidae
Gene: rfxap
Product: regulatory factor X-associated protein
Exons: 3
Coding region: 73-732 (219 amino acids)
Biological process (GO): regulation of transcription by RNA polymerase II
Cellular component (GO): nucleus
Source: RefSeq, a predicted model, not a curated record
CGCGAGAUUUGCCGAGGUCCCGAAUGGUUAUCGGCGUGGCGGUGGUGAAGGGCUGGAGUCCGGGCCCCCGGGAUGAGUGCGGGGUGUAGCGACGGCGGGAGGGGCAGUGAAGGGCCUACCCCUCCUCCUUGCAACGUCACCCACCAUGAACUGACUACGGUGACCAUGGACGGGGCUUGCAAUGAAACCAGUGCUGACCCUGACGCAGGAGGGGGAGCACAGGAGCCUUUGGAGAGCAGAGACAGCCCCGGGGAGGAGGAGGACGAGGAUGAAGAGGACGAGGAUGAAGAGGAGGAGGAGGAAGAGGAGGAAGAGGAUGAAGAUGAAAGCGGAGACAGCGAGAGGGUGAUCAGAAAGUGUGUGUACGAGGGCUGUACGGAGACCACUACGCAAGUGGCUAAACCGAGGAAGCCCUGGAUGUGCAAAAAGCACCGCAACAAAACUUACAAGGACAAGUACAAGAGGAGGAAGAGUGUCCGGGCCAUGGCCAACUCAAACAAGAGUGAUGAUGACACAGAUGAAAGACCUACCUCUGUCACUAAACAGCGUCUGAGCUGCAUGAUUGUGCAUCAAGCAAGUCGUAAAGCAAGUCUUCUUGAGCAGGUUUUAAAUCAAAAGAGAUUGUCAUUAUUGAGAAGUCUAGAAGUUAUCCAAUUUCUACAAGAACAGCAACGAUUGCUGAGUAACCAAGCCCUUGCCCAAAGGCAACAGUUUCAAGAAUCACCAAUGUGAAGCUUACUUUACAACACUGGUUGGUAAAUCAAAUGCUAUAAGUUUAAGUAUUACAAAGAAGGUGGGAAUGAAAUGUGUUUGUCAUUUUUCUUUGCAGAGCUUUUGCAUUUCCAGAGUUUUACCUCAACUGUAUAAACAACCUUCCAUGCACUUCCUUAAAAAAAUUAUAUGGACAAGGGACAUGAUUAUGAUUGUGGUUAACUUCUGCUUCUACUUCAUAAAAUGCUUUGGAAUGUUUAGUUAAAAGCACUGUAUACAUUUCAAAUUUCAGUUAAUUUGCAUUUUCACCAAUGCCUUUUUCCUAGUGAAUGUUGUACUUUUGACAGUAGGGAUAGUGAUAGAAAAAUGGAACAAUUCCCUAUUGCAGGACUCUGCAAUCAAUGUUGAGCAUUUCUAGGUUGGAUUCAGGGUGACUACAUUUAAAAAGAAAAGCUCCCUUAACCUUGCACUGACAAUAUGUGUCAUUCUAAAUGUUAAUUGUUGUGCAGAAAGACAUCUGAAGAACCACUGAUUAAAGGGGACAUUAUGAAAAAUAUUAACAUAAGUUAGAGAAAUUUUUCAUCCAAUAAAGAUUCUCCUUUUUUUUAAAUAGUUGUGAAAUUCGGCUUUAGUCAUCAAGAUGUCUAGUGAGGGCAGCAGAGUUCUGUAGGAGUUUAGGUUCGAAAUCUUUGGGAUAUUUAGCUUCUGCUUUCACACAGCAGCCUUUUAAUAUGGUAAGAGAAGCAAGAAAUCAAUAUACAUCACACUGUUGUAGAGAUAUGAUCAUGUUUUUCUCAGACUUCAGGCAUUACAUUAAACUUGAAAUUAGGUGUGGUUAGGAAAGAAGUUGAACUUGUAGCUAUCGUAUAUUACUAUUUUAAAAUGUAAUACUUCAAUGUUUUAUGCUGUUGAGUAAAAAAUGAAACUUAUUUGUAGGUGUAUUAAAUCUUUUUAACCAUAUUUUGUAAAAUACUGUCUUUAAGUAAAUUGUGGCUUUUUAAUCCUUUUGGUUUUUGUUCCCUUCAAAGAAAUUCAGUUUUUCAUUAAAUUAUAAACAAU